Molecule: messenger RNA, 609 nt
Organism: Arabidopsis thaliana (thale cress)
Lineage: Eukaryota; Viridiplantae; Streptophyta; Magnoliopsida; Brassicales; Brassicaceae
Gene: SK12
Product: SKP1-like 12
Exons: 1
Coding region: 137-595 (152 amino acids)
Biological process (GO): protein ubiquitination; jasmonic acid mediated signaling pathway; ubiquitin-dependent protein catabolic process
Cellular component (GO): nucleus
Source: RefSeq, marked reviewed
CUAGGGCUUAUAAAUACAAAGACGCAUAGGGUUUCACAACUUCAUCACCUUAACACAAUUUGUUCGCUCUCUAAAUUCUUAAAUCUUUCAUCAAAUUUGCUUCACAGUGAAAAACCUCCUCCACAAGGAACACACAAUGUCUUCGAAGAUGAUCGUGUUGAUGAGCUCCGAUGGUCAGUCGUUUGAGGUGGAAGAAGCGGUAGCAAUCCAAUCGCAGACCAUAGCGCAUAUGGUUGAAGACGAUUGCGUUGCUGAUGGAAUCCCUCUUGCAAACGUGGAAAGCAAGAUUCUUGUGAAAGUGAUCGAGUACUGCAAGAAAUACCACGUCGACGAGGCUAAUCCUAUCUCUGAAGAGGAUCUCAACAAGUGGGACGAGAAGUUCAUGGAUCUCGAACAAUCCACCAUCUUUGAACUCAUCCUUGCUGCGAAUUACCUCAACAUAAAAAGCUUGUUUGAUCUCACAUGCCAAACUGUUGCGGACAUGAUCAAAGGCAAGACUCCAGAGGAGAUUCGUUCAACUUUCAACAUUGAGAAUGAUUUUACACCUGAGGAAGAAGAAGCUGUUCGUAAGGAGAAUCAAUGGGCUUUUGAAUGAGCCCAUGAAUCAAA